Molecule: messenger RNA, 2236 nt
Organism: Parasteatoda tepidariorum (common house spider)
Lineage: Eukaryota; Metazoa; Arthropoda; Arachnida; Araneae; Theridiidae
Biological process (GO): regulation of transcription by RNA polymerase II; cell differentiation; anatomical structure morphogenesis
Molecular function (GO): RNA polymerase II cis-regulatory region sequence-specific DNA binding; DNA-binding transcription factor activity, RNA polymerase II-specific
Source: RefSeq, a predicted model, not a curated record
AAUGAACACGGUGCGGUGGCAAAUUUUCGAAGCAUCGACGAGUAGAGGGCUUUAUUCCCUGGCUAACUUAAAAAGCCGGUUCGGGAUUUUUCAAUUUUGACUGGUAAGGGGGGGAAAGCAGUUCUCGCGACCCCACCCACACAUUCUCUUCACUUCCCCUUUGGCUUUAUGAUCUUCUCGGUUUCGCUUCAUCUUGCUUUCUCCCUCGUUUCUCCACCACCCUCUUCUCCAUCCAGUUUUCCAACUUCCUUCUGAAGACGAAGUAUAGGAGAGCAACGCUUGAACGGGUACGCACAUGCGGCGUGGAGCGGCACAACUUCGAUUUUGGUUGCCUGCCAGAGAGUUGGGUUUUCCGCUGCGGAAGGAGAUUUUGUUCUGGAUUUAAACUCUAGCCGCUCGUCUCUAAUCAGACUGUGGAAAAAAGUGAAUUUGUUUAUCCUCCCACCAUCAGGAUUGUGUAGCCAUACGCAAUGCACCCCCUUUACGGUGAACAUCAUGGCUACUAUCGUUACGACGGCUACCCAGGCAUGGGGAUGAGCCCCGCCGCAGGUAACGGAGUGAUGGCGCCCUACGCGGCAGGGCAGCAGCAAGCAGUGGAGAGGUACGGAGCCACCGCCGUAGUCAGACCUUCCCCAUACGCCGCCGCCCCUUACGCCCCGGCCGUCCACCAGACUACUACACAACCCUCCAAGGAUAUGGUGAAGCCACCUUAUUCUUAUAUAGCUUUAAUCACCAUGGCUAUACAAAAUUCACCCGAAAAGAAAAUAACUCUAAAUGGCAUAUAUCAAUUCAUUAUCGAUCGUUUCCCGUUUUAUCGGGAAAACAAGCAAGGAUGGCAAAACUCCAUCCGUCACAAUCUUAGCCUCAAUGACUGCUUUGUGAAAGUGCCACGUGAUGAUAAAAAACCAGGAAAAGGCAGCUACUGGACUCUGGAUCCGGAUAGUGUGAAUAUGUUUGACAAUGGUAGUUAUUUGCGUAGGCGGAGGCGAUUCAAAAAGAAAGAUUCUAUAAGAGAUAAAGAUGAGAAUCCCUUGAAAAAACAACAGAGCACGUCGAAGCGGGAUGAGCUGAGUAAAGAAGGUGCUCUAGCGGAACCCACCGCUGGUAAUCUUGCAAUGAAAACAAACUCCAACGCCUCUAAUAACAACAUUGUGGAUGGAAUAUCCACUGCUUCGACUCGCAACGACCGCCAUUCCACCUCUCCACCACGCACAGGCAGCCAUCAUUUACCUUGCACCUUGACUCCUAAGGUGGAGCCUAUGGACGAUGAAUUGAUGGACCAUAGACACAACAAUCCACUUUUCAAUCCUUCCUGUAUGCAAAGAUUGGUUUUAUCAGGUGAUUGUAAAUACGAUAGAUUGAAAGCAAGUCCAUCCAUGCAAAAUAACAUGAGUCCAGCUACUUCAUCGUCGUAUGUUGACUCUUCUGUAGUCGAUGGUGCAUCCAUAUCGAGCUUUUCCGUGGAUUUGUUAGUUAGAGAUCCAAGAGCUCAAUCUCCAGUUUCUCAUAUGUCAGAUUCAAUUAUAAAUAGUUUAUCAUCACGAUCUGGCAUUAACUCAACUCAUCGAUCCUGCUCUAGCACUAAUGGACUUAACACUUUAUCAUAUGGCUCACGCACUAAUUUUCCUUGUUCAGCUCUUACCUUACCCCCCUGUUCUGCAUCUCCAACAGCACCAAAUGUUGGUUACAAUUGCUCUGUAUCUCCCACUUGUGGUUAUGAAAGGGACAAUGGUAGAAGUAGUGUAGUAUCAAGGCCAGGAACUCGUGCUGGAUCUAGUAAUAGCAGCAGUAGUGGACUAAAUGUAGGCAUGACUUCUUCUAUGGAAGAUACAGCACCAUAUAAUAUACCUAGCGGCCAUGGUGGUUUGAGCAUGCCUGGCUCUCCUCAGCAUUUACCAUACAUGAACAGAAAUGUUGCUUCUUCGUCCAGUACAACUGCAUCAGGUUGGAAUUAUCCAAUUCAAAAUAAUUCAUCAGAUUGCUCGUUAUACACAGAUUCAAAUGGAAACUUUGUUGUGAGAGAUAUCUUUGAUGGGCAACGUCUUGUGCCAUCAUCUUCUUCUACUGUGACAAAUCCCAGCUGCCAAAUGAACUUUGGCGUCGGAACUUCAUCUGGUUAUAACCAUCGGACAGCUUCAACUGUAUAUGGUUAUGACUAUUCUCGAUUUUGAAUUGAACUUCAAAUCAAUUCACAGGAAUUGAGAAGUUGAAGAUGCUUCUUUCUCCGGUAAGAAAA